AGCGAGUCGUGGCUUUAUAGGAAUCCUCCUACUGCUAAAACGCUUCUUCUUUUUUAUAUAUACACUCUUUUGAAAUCUUAUAAAAUGGAUUACAACCACAAAAGAAUGUUGAAAUAACUGUGCUUUCAGUUAGAAAACGGUCAACCGCAUGUAAAAUAUAAAAAUAAAUUAAAAAUAGCAUGAAAAAUGAGAAGAAACUUGUACCUACAUAUAUUAAAAAGCGUUAUAAUCCAUCUGCUCUGUUUAAAUCUCAUUUUUUGCGAACCGCGAGGAAUCAGAGAGAGAUACGAAACUCGCAAAUGUGAAAAACUUUCGAUAACAAUGUGUGAAAAAGUUGGCUAUAACUUAACCUUUAUGCCAAAUAAACAUGGACACGUGAAUCAAAUUGACGCUGGGCAACUUAUUCGUCAAUUUGCUCCCUUGGUUGCAAUUAACUGUUCUCCGUUAUUGGCACAUUUUGUUUGUUCCUUAUACGCUCCAAUGUGCGAUCCAGUAUAUAACAAAGAUAUUGUACCGUGUCAGUCGUUAUGUGAAAAUAUUCGUAAUUCAUGCGAGAAAUUCAUGAAACAAAACGGCUAUACAUGGCCAGAUAAUUUACAAUGUUCGCAGUUUCCAACAAGAGAAAAAGACCCUAUUUGUAUGAAGCCAGAUUUUGAUUUUCCUGAGCCUUCUAUUCCUACACAUUUGAAUCUGCCAGAUGAAAAUAAAAAAACAUCAUUAAUCCAAACAAAAGACGUUUUUAAGAUCAGAGACUUUAGUGGAUGCGGAUGCUUAUGUAAAUAUCCUUUUGUUAGCGUUAAUAGCAGCUCAAAUACCGAUUUAUUUCCGCCUUGUGUAUUGCCGUGCGGCCAAUACUUUUUUAGUAACACUCAAAAUAUUUUUAUGAAGUUUUGGUUAAGUCUAUGGUCUAUACUGUCUCUUAUAACAACUGCUGUCACGUUGCUAACUUUUUUAAUCGACCGCACAAAGUUUAAAUUUGUUGAGCAGCCAAUAAUUUUGAUUUCGUUUUGUUACUUUAUUGUUUCUUUUGGAUAUAUUAUACGUUUGAUUUACGGGUUUAAAGCAAUUGCUUGCAAUGAUCAUACCGGUUUCUUGCAUUAUGCUUCUACAGGACCAGCAAGCUGCACAGCAGUCUUUAUACUGACUUACUUUUUUACAAACGUUUCUUGGAUCUGGUGGGUGGUACUCUCGAUAAACUGGUUUCUUUCAUCAGGAUUGAAAUGGACCAACGGUACAAUAUCUAGCUAUUCUCAAUACUUUCAUUUUGUAGCUUGGCUAAUACCAACAAUCCAAACUAUGGCUAUACUUGCUAUGUCAGCAAUUGAUGGUGAUCCCGUCUCUGGUUUAUGCACGGUGGGUAACCAUGAUAGUAACACGCUUACAAUAUUUGUGAUUGGACCUCUGUUAAUAUAUACAAUGCUUUCACUGUCAUUUUUUAUUGCUGGCGUUGUUGCGAAACUCAGAAUAGAACAAACAAUUCGCAAUGAAGCUAAAAAUAAUUUAAAAAGUGGUCGUUUUUUAUCAAGAGUUGGAAUGUUUACAUUAAUUCUGUUUGUACCUGCAGUGUCAUUGCUCGGUUGCUAUUUUUAUGAACACAGUUAUAAAGAAAUAUGGGAAAAAUCAACAAAUUGUGAUUGUAUGCCAAUUAAAAAGCAACCUAUUUUCUAUAUAUUUUUGUUUAAAUACUUGAUGUCACUUGUUAUUGGAAUAGCAAUAGGUUUGGGAACAUUGAACUCAGAUGCUUUAGGCGCAUGGCGUAGAUUUUUUAAAAGACACUGCAAAAUUACAAAAAGUUUGGCGCAGGAAAAGAACGGCCAAUUAAUUCCAAACAAUUCUAAAAAAGGUGUUGCAAUUUAGUAUAUUAUUAA
Hydra vulgaris (swiftwater hydra) is the source of this 1868-nucleotide messenger RNA. It is a transcript of the gene hyfzd5/8, whose product is annotated as frizzled5/8. The record is from RefSeq and is marked provisional. Gene Ontology annotation, molecular function: Wnt-protein binding; Wnt receptor activity. NCBI's taxonomy places the organism in Eukaryota, Metazoa, Cnidaria, Hydrozoa, Anthoathecata, Hydridae. Gene Ontology annotation, cellular component: plasma membrane. Gene Ontology annotation, biological process: non-canonical Wnt signaling pathway; canonical Wnt signaling pathway.